AUGCUUCUAGAAGAAUUUAUUAUAGAAAUUGAAGUAGACAAUGAAAUCAGGAAGACCCUUUUACACAAAGGUUCUCAAAAGUUCCCUCCAUAUCCUGAGAACCCACUGAUCAAACAGUACAGUGCAGAGUACUGGAUCUUGGGUGACUUGAUGACCCCUCCUGAGUUGAGAAAUGGCUCUUUUGCUAAAAGGGUGUUUGAUGCUGAGGAGGCUGAUGUGAUCUUAGUGCCAUUUUUUGCAACAUUGAGUGCUGAGAUGCAACUGGGGUUGAAUAAAGGAGCAUUUAGAAAGAAGGUAGGGAAUGAGGACUAUGAGAGGCAGAAAAUGGCUGUGGAUACUGUGAAGCAGACCAAGGCUUGGAAACGCUCUGGAGGCCGUGACCAUGUAUUUGUUCUCACUGACCCAGUUGCAAUGUGGCAUGUUAAAGCUGAGAUUGCUCCAACGAUUCUCUUAGUGGUGGAUUUUGGAGGGUGGUAUAAGCUCGAUGCAAAAGCAGCAAAUGACAGCUUACCAGAUAUGAUACAGCACACUCAAGUUUCAUUGCUGAAG
Messenger RNA from Ipomoea triloba (trilobed morning glory), 549 nucleotides. RefSeq names its product probable arabinosyltransferase ARAD2. The transcript has 3 exons. Gene Ontology annotation, molecular function: glycosyltransferase activity. The record is from RefSeq and is a predicted model, not a curated record. Lineage: Eukaryota; Viridiplantae; Streptophyta; Magnoliopsida; Solanales; Convolvulaceae. The annotation marks the transcript as partial.